UUGGGUGACAUCAGUGGGUUUGGCUCCGGGGCUCAAUGGAAACUGGGUGAGCGCCGGGCUGUGCUGAGCACACGCCGGCUGGAGGGACGGCGAGCGGGCGGGAGGCGGCAGGCAGCGCCGCGCCGCGCUGAGCCAGCCGAGCCGAGCUGAGCUGAGCGAAGGAGGGACGCGCCGGGCACGGCCGCCACCAGCCCUCCCCAAUCCUCCGUCAUCCUCCCCGCCGCGGCCGCCUGGCCCCCUGACAGCCGGCGGAGCAGCAGCCCCACACGGCCCCCUUCCCGUCAGGCACGACCGAACCAUGGAGCUUCGAGUGGGGAACAAAUACCGGCUGGGCAGAAAGAUCGGCAGCGGCUCCUUUGGGGACAUUUACCUAGGAGCCAAUAUUGCAACUGGUGAAGAGGUGGCCAUCAAACUGGAAUGUGUCAAAACCAAGCAUCCCCAGCUCCACAUUGAAAGCAAGUUCUACAAGAUGAUGCAGGGAGGAGUGGGUAUCCCCUCCAUUAAGUGGUGUGGAGCAGAGGGGGACUAUAAUGUGAUGGUGAUGGAGCUCUUGGGGCCCAGCCUGGAAGAUCUCUUCAACUUCUGUUCCCGCAAAUUUAGUCUCAAGACAGUUCUGCUCCUGGCAGACCAGAUGAUCAGCCGUAUUGAGUACAUCCAUUCCAAGAACUUCAUCCAUCGGGAUGUAAAACCAGACAACUUCCUUAUGGGCCUCGGCAAAAAAGGCAACCUAGUAUACAUCAUUGAUUUUGGUUUGGCCAAGAAGUACCGAGAUGCCCGAACCCACCAGCACAUCCCUUACCGGGAAAACAAGAAUCUGACUGGCACAGCCCGUUAUGCCUCUAUCAACACCCACCUGGGAAUUGAGCAAAGUCGCCGCGAUGACCUGGAGAGCCUGGGCUAUGUGCUCAUGUAUUUCAACCUGGGCUCCCUGCCCUGGCAGGGCCUCAAGGCUGCCACCAAGCGCCAAAAGUACGAGAGGAUCAGUGAGAAAAAGAUGUCAACGCCCAUCGAGGUGCUCUGCAAAGGGUACCCUUCUGAGUUCUCAACAUACCUCAACUUCUGCCGUUCACUGAGGUUUGAUGAUAAACCUGACUACUCCUACCUGCGGCAGCUCUUCCGCAACCUCUUCCACCGCCAAGGCUUCUCCUAUGACUAUGUCUUUGACUGGAACAUGCUUAAAUUUGGAGCAGCCCGGAACCCUGAGGACAUGGAUCGGGAGCGGCGAGAACACGAGCGCGAAGAGAGGAUGGGGCAGCUCCGGGGGUCAGCCACACGAGCACUGCCUCCUGGCCCGCCUGCUGGAGCCACUGCCAACCGUCUGCGCAAUGUCACUGAGCCCAUGGCCUCCACCCCCACCUCCCGAAUCCAGCAGUCCGCAGGAAACACAUCCCCCAGAGCGAUCUCAAGAGUGGACAGGGAGCGGAAGGUCAGCAUGAGGUUACACCGAGGAGCUCCUGCCAAUGUCUCUUCAUCUGACCUCACAGGGCGGCAAGAAGUGUCACGGAUUUCAGCGUCACAGACAAGUGUGCCAUUUGAUCACCUUGGGAAGUGAAAAGCAAUUGCCACUGGACCAGUGUUUGCUUAGUGUCUUCACUGUAUUUUUCUUUUAAAAAACAAAAAACCCCAAAAAGAAAAAAAUUUAAAAGACAAAAAAACAAACAAAAAAAUGAACCCCAAACCACCUGACAGAAUUUCUUUUUUGCCAACGAGGAGGAGUUGAGCUGUGCCCCCUGCGCUGGUGUCAACCGCUUCUGAGGGGGCUGCCUCUAUCCCCCCAGCACCAGCGCCUCGAGGAGCUGACGACGUGGGAGCCAUGUGGGAAUAGCUCCGCUUCCCCCCACCCCAGCCCUGCAGGGCCCUAUCCCCAGUCCCUUCUCCUGACCCUCUGCUCCUGGGUUUGGUUUCUCUCUUUUAUUAUUUGUUUUGUCCUUCUUCCUGGGAUAUCUUCUCAUAAUUUUUUAUUAUCAUUAUUUUAAAAUCAUAUGGUUUCUAGCCAUAUAAAUUUUAACUUUGCUCUCCUGUUUUUUUGAGGGCAGGGGCUGGUGGGGUGUGGGAUUUUUUUGUUUUGUUGUUCUGUUUUGUUUUUUUUUUUCCAGGAGCUUUGUGGGCCAGGAGGGAAUCAGAUUCCAGCCACACUUGAUGGUAGAAGUCUGAUUUUAUUAUUUUUUUUAAUUAUUAUUAUAACAGAAUUUAUUUUCUCAAGCAUUAAAUGAAUUUUAAGCUGUGAGGGGAAUUGUGGCAACAGCCUAAUCAUUGACUCGGGCUUCCUUACCUUGGGUGGCUUCUCUGCGUCUUUGUUUCUUCGUCUGUUGGGAGAAGUGCCGGACUUCCCUGAUCUGAGCAGUCCUCACGCACCGAGGAAUCUUGAUGGAGAGGCAUCUGGUCCCGUGGAGGAUGGGAAGGCUGGAGCUGAGAUACAGGGACAAACACACUUCCCAUCCCUGCAGUGGGGUCUCAUUUUUUUUUUUUCCUUGUCUGGCUGUGUGUGGUUUUUCUAUUUUAUUUUUUAUUUUUAAUUAAAACCUGGUUUAAUUCCUGCGGAGAGAGCGCGGGACUCGAGGAGAAGAGAGGGGCGCACAGAAACUGGAGUUGGGUGUUCUUUCAGAGCGAUGGCUCUUGCUCUCUCCUUCCCUCAUGCGACCCCGAGUAAGAUCCACCAUACAUGCACAAUCCCUAGCUGCCCUCUCCCACCUGUCUCCCUUUCCCUCUUCCCCCCCUACUUUAGUUGUUUUUUAAAUAUAAUUUAGGAAUACUCAAGCUGCUUUGUGGCACUUGGGGCUUUGAAACACAAUGAUCACCACUGCGACCUAUGGCCUGUAGCAGACACACAGUCACUGUAGUGUGGAGCCGAUGGGUUGUUGGCAGGGUGGGGAGGGAGGGGUUAGUCUUUGUUUUGUUUGUUUUUAUCCUUUCUAUUUAACACUUUAUUUUUCCUCCCUAUUUUUUUCCUAAUUUAUUUACCCCUCUUACUGUCUCUUUUUUUUUUUUAAUUAAAGAGCAAAACUUUUUAUUACUUUGUAAUUUAAAAAAACAAACAAAAAAAAACCUGAAGAACUUUGGGGGGGAUUUUGUACUUUUUUCCUGUGUAAAUAUUGGACUUUUUUGAGCUUUAUCGUGGUUGUUAAUUUGAAGUAAUAAAGUAGAAAAUGAUAAAGUGA
Messenger RNA from Pezoporus occidentalis (night parrot), 3158 nucleotides. RefSeq names its product casein kinase 1 epsilon (gene CSNK1E). Gene Ontology annotation, biological process: peptidyl-serine phosphorylation; positive regulation of proteasomal ubiquitin-dependent protein catabolic process; positive regulation of canonical Wnt signaling pathway. Gene Ontology annotation, molecular function: ATP binding; protein serine/threonine kinase activity. Gene Ontology annotation, cellular component: nucleus; cytoplasm. The record is from RefSeq and is a predicted model, not a curated record. NCBI's taxonomy places the organism in Eukaryota, Metazoa, Chordata, Aves, Psittaciformes, Psittacidae. The transcript has 11 exons. Bases 299 to 1552 code for a protein of 417 amino acids.